This is a messenger RNA of Microsporum canis CBS 113480, 438 nucleotides long. RefSeq lists its product as uncharacterized. The coding region runs from base 1 to 438 and encodes 145 amino acids. The record is from RefSeq and is a predicted model, not a curated record. The transcript is spliced from 2 exons. NCBI's taxonomy places the organism in Eukaryota, Fungi, Ascomycota, Eurotiomycetes, Onygenales, Arthrodermataceae.
AUGGCACCCCCAAAAGGCCCACCGGGUUCUCCUCGCGGACGGCCCGCUGCCCCGAUGAAUCCUGGGAUGAUGAGUCCUCGUGGAGCUUCGUCCUCUGGGGGUAUGCAGGGCCAAAAUCCAGUUCAUCCGAAUUUCCCAGCUCCUAUGAUUCCACAUGGAGACCCAGCUCGAGACCAACCAACUGCAUAUUCCAUAGAUGACCUGUGUCUUCGGCCCUCUGGCCAUUUCUACAACCAGACAUACCUUGACUAUUCACUCUCCUACAUUUCUUAUAUCACUACGUUUGCUGAAUUCAGCAAGACGUCGAAUGGUUUCAUUGAAUAUCUCAUCUGCAUAUUCAUUACCAUAUAUUCACAACGUCAGGAAACUGCCACGUCGGGUCACUAUGUUCGCCCAAACUUGUUGUCACUUCCUGAUGCAUUCACCCGCGAUCCGUAA